Messenger RNA from Centruroides sculpturatus (bark scorpion), 1023 nucleotides. RefSeq names its product glycine cleavage system H protein-like (gene ppl). Gene Ontology annotation, cellular component: glycine cleavage complex; cytoplasm; mitochondrion. Gene Ontology annotation, biological process: glycine decarboxylation via glycine cleavage system; protein lipoylation. The transcript has 5 exons. Bases 277 to 792 code for a protein of 171 amino acids. NCBI's taxonomy places the organism in Eukaryota, Metazoa, Arthropoda, Arachnida, Scorpiones, Buthidae. The record is from RefSeq and is a predicted model, not a curated record.
AUAGCAUCGAUAAAGGCCACCGUGGCAAAUUUCGUUUCUUAAACGGAACGUUCUUCCGGAAGCGAGUUUGAUUAAUUAAUUAAAUUAACUAAGCCAAAACGUACUUGGAUAGUAAUCACGCAGCCGUGUACUUUUCGCCGGCGGUGUUUAAUCGACGAAUUUAUUAAGAACGGGAGGAAUCGAAACGAGACGAAGGACGUCGGAGUCGGAGAUAACGAAAGAAAAAACAAUAAAUAAAAAGAAAGAGUUAACGAGAGGUGGCGCCCGCGUAGGAAAAUGGCAACGGCCGUUUGCAGGCACGUGUUCGUCAAGUGCCAGCGAUUUCGCCUUCCGUAUCGACCCAGUUUUUCUGGCUGGCGAAACUGGUAUUUGGGAAACGGUAAACGAUCCGUUCACGUCUCCGCCGCUUCCUUUUCCGCUCGAAAAUAUACAGAGAAACACGAAUGGGUGUCAGUCGAUGGAAAAAUCGGUACCAUUGGCAUUUCAAAUUAUGCUCAAGAGGCAUUAGGAGAUGUUGUCUUUGUUCAACUUCCAGAAGUUGGAGAUGAUCUUAAUCAAGAUGAUGAAUGUGGUGUUAUAGAAAGUGUCAAGGCUGCUAGUGAAAUAUAUUCUCCUGUGUCUGGAAAAGUUACAGAAAUUAAUAAGAAUUUAGAAGAUUCUCCUGGAUUAAUAAAUAAAUCUUGUUAUGAUGAAGGAUGGUUGUUUAAAUUGCAGCUGACAAAAGUGGAAGAAAUCAAUUCUUUAAUGGACGAAGAAAGUUAUAAAAAAUUCUUGCAGACCAUUGAAGUUUAAAAACAGAGCUCAAUACCUUUGGCGGAGAACAUCUGAACUGUUUAACAUUAUGUUGGUCAGGUGUUCUCUUGUGCAUAUAUAUUGUUUAUCUUUGUAACAAAAGUAAUUUUUAAAGUAAUGUUAGCCUUUACAAACUGUAGCAAUCAUUCCAUUCAUACCAUUUACAAUAAAGUUUUGUAAAUAAUUAGGUAACUUGUAAAUUUGAAAAAAAUUAAAAAAUUUAAUACAAAA